AUGGGAGGCGAGUGGGCUCUCCGCAGAGGCCAGCUUAGCCCGCAGGAGCUGCCUGUGAGCAGUGGGCGGGAGGGCACUGCCGCCCUGUGGCUGCUGGGCUUCCCGGAUCGCGGCUCUCUGCGCACGGACCCGCCUCGGCCCGCCUCGAUGGUCCCCGCGCACUCAGCCAGCGGCCUCUGCUGUGUCUGCUGCUCCUGCUGGGUCUGCUGCUGCGUCCGGUUACCCGUGAAGACCACGCCGGGCACCUCCAGCACCCCAAGUCCGCGGGAGCGCACGCGGGCCCUGAUGCGGGACUUCCUGCUUGUGGACGGCCACAACGACAUGCCCCUGGUCCUGAGGCAGUUUUACCACCACGGGAUACAGGAUGUUAAUCUGCGCAAUUUCUGCCAUGGCCAGACCAGCGUGGACAGGCUGAAAAAUGAUCUCGUGGGUGCCCAGUUCUGGUGAGCCUACAUCCCAUGCCGGACCCACGAACGCGAUGCUGUGCGCCUCACCCUGGAGCAACUUCACCUCAUCUGCCUCACAUGUGCCUCCUAUUCUGAGCUGGAGCUUGUGACCUCAGUUAAAGCUCUCAACAAUACCUGGAAGUUGGCUAGCCUCAUUGGUGUGGAGGGCGGCCACUCACUGGACAGGGGCCUCUCCAUCUUGCGUACCUUCUAUGCGCUGGGUGUGCGCUACGUGACACUCACCCACACCUGCAACACGCCCUGGGCACAGAGCUCAGCAAAGGGUAUCCACCCCUUCUACAGCAAUGUCAGUCGGCUCACCGGCUUUGGCGAGAAGGUGGUGGCAGAAAUGAACCGCCUGGGCACGAUGGUGGACUUGGCCCAUGUCUCGGAUGCUGUGGCACGGCGAGCCCUACAAGUGUCACAGGCACCUGUCAUCUUCUCCCACUCAGCUGCCCGGGGUAUGUGCAAGAACACUCGCAAUGUUCCUGAUGAUAUCCUGCAGCUUCUGAAGAAGAACGGUGGCAUCCUGAUGGUGCCCUUGUCCGAGUGGGUGCUGCAGUGCAACCCGUUAGCCAACGUGUCUACUGUGGCAGGUGAGCCUCACCCUGGGCUCUCUGAAAACUCGGAUUUGGAGCUGAAGCUGGGUCCAAAUUUAGGGAGGAUUUCAGAAGAGCCCCAGUGGUUUGACCCACCUACUGGCGAUAGAAACUAUCUCUUCCCCCACACCAGCCCCCAUGGCCCAGUCCCGGGAAACCGGGAGCCCAGAGCACUUGUGGCCACAGAGACACUGGCACGCUGCCCUCAGGGUGUGCGGGGCCGGCUGCAGGCAGCUGGGGACAAGGUGUGCUCCCGGGAGGCCUCCUGCUGA
Molecule: messenger RNA, 1317 nt
Organism: Mesoplodon densirostris (Blainville's beaked whale)
Lineage: Eukaryota; Metazoa; Chordata; Mammalia; Artiodactyla; Ziphiidae
Product: dipeptidase 2-like
Exons: 9
Biological process (GO): proteolysis
Molecular function (GO): metallodipeptidase activity
Source: RefSeq, a predicted model, not a curated record